ACUCGGUGCGGUGGCAGAUGGGAGUGAGCGUAAAGGCAUUUGCCAUUUACGGUCCCUCCCAUCAGCGACUGUGUCCGGUGUCAACUUUGUUUGCUCGAAUAUUACACGAGUUUCUGUCUCGUAUGUGGCUUCACAUUACUUAUGUGUAUAAUUUAGGCGUUCAAAUUCAUGCCUAUGGAAGUUCGGCUUCAUAUUCUAAUAUCUUUGGGCAGGGGAUGUGUGAUCUCUGUGCAAUUGAACUAUGAUUGAGAGUCUCUGAAUUGCCUGUCAGUGUUUGUUUUGAAAACGUAGACCAUGUGUUCGAAGGAGCUUCGUAAUAAAGUUUUGUUCUUUUUAGAGAACAGAAAAUAUGCAAAUAAUCUCGUCGACAUACUUUCCUUAAUAGAUGGCAGUGAGAAGAAAUCACAGGCAGCGAUACUUGCAUUGGAGCUCGCAUUUUCAGAAGUACUAAAACGAGGAGACUUGCAUAAUGUGCCCCAGAAUAUUACACUAAAUGAGAGUGAUGCAGAACAAAUAUAUAAAUUGUGGCUGCGAGAAAGAUAUGAGGAAUACUUCGACAAGUUGUUGUGGACCAUAGAGAAAGGAAAACUUGCAGCACAGUUACAAGCUCUGUCGAGUGCUGUGAAACUUUACAUUGUACUGGAAGGAAGAUACCCAUUGGAGAAUACAAUAAAUAGUGAAUACUAUUUUCCUUUGAACAGGUUAAAGUUUAUCAUCAGCAAACUUCUGUCAAAUGAGAGGGCAAACAGUCAACUAAUUACCAGGCUACUUGAAUAUACAUCAUGCAAAGACUUCUUACAGUUUACUUGGAAGGUGCUUCCUUCAAUAGUUGUUAUGGAAAGUAAACCCAACGAGAUUUUUCUUAAUAACUUAAUUGAAUUACUGGAUAAAAUUCCAAUCCCAAGGAAGGAAGAGGAAGGAAAAAUGACUUUGUUGCUAUACAGCAGUGAAGAACAGAACUGUUUUGUGCCUAAAACUCAACUGAUGCAGAAAUGGCUUAACAAAGUUUGGAAUUGUAUGAGCAAGUGGGAGUACUGGAAUUACUCCCCAGUAACUCAGCGGCAUUUGCUCGUAGUUUUGCUUGAGAAACUCCUUCCACAUCUGGAAAAACCACUGCUUCUUACAGACUAUUUUAUUGACUCUAUGGAUGUGGGUGGUCCUGUUAGUUUACUGGCACUGCAAGGAAUUUUUACUCUCAUACAACAUCAUAAUCUGGAGUAUCCUAACAUUUACAAGAAGCUAUAUUCAUUAUUUGAGCCAGAGAUAUUCCACACUAAAUACAAGGCUCGGUUAUUCUACUUAUCAGACAUUUUUCUGAGUUCGACACAUCUUCCAGAGAACUUAGUUGCAGCAUUUGUGAAACGUCUCUCAAGGCUUGCUCUUCUGGCACCACCACAGGACAUUUUGAUCAUAUUAAGAUUUGUGGGAAACUUGUUAAUACGCCAUCCAGGCUUGCAGAUACUUGUGAACUGUACGCAAGGACAGCAAGUGACAGGUGAUCCCUUCAUUAUGGAAGAAAGUGAUCCAGUAAAAAGCCAUGCAAUUGAAAGCUCAUUGUGGGAAAUCCAGGCUCUGCAAACACAUCAUAUUCCUAGCAUUGCAUCUGCAGCUAGGUUUAUCAACUUUCCUCUACCAUCUCUGGAGUGGGAUCUGUCAGAUGUGUUGGAGGUGUCAGCAGAUGAUAUGUUCGAAAGAGAAUUGAAGAAGAAAGUUAAAGACGUCAUAUUAACUUUUGAAAAACCAACAUCUCUCUCAUUACCAAGUGGAGAGAGGCUGUCGGAUUAUUGGUCUCUUGUAUGAUUAUCGGCUGUUCUGGACAGGGUGACUUUUGUGACAUUGCCCGUGAGGACAUGAAGUAUAUGUAAUAGAACCUUGACAUGCAUUCCAAGAUUUUUUUUUUGUCUUACACACAACGAAUUUGAGAUUGCUAAUGUGUAUUGCUAAAAAGUAUGGCUGUACUUUGAUCUGCUUUUGUAUGCUUGUACAUAUAACUUAAGUAACAGAUGUUCUAUAUUAUAUUAAAGCAUCUCAUUCACUUACACUUGUGAUUCCCAUUUUCCUAGAGGAUCAUCACCAAUCCAUUGGUAUUAUUUUGUUAAUGAUUGUAAAAUGUUAACUGAAAUGAUUUGAUCAUUUUUAGAGGUAGAUAGUUUUGCUAUUACUCUAAAAAUAUAAGAACUGUACAUGUGUUUAUUUUAGAAUUUUACUGGAGAUAUCAAUAAUAUGUGGAACUGUGCCACUGAUAUGUUUGAUGACAACUCAUUGGCACUGAACUGACUAGUAUUAAAUGUACUAUUGAUAUGUUAACAAAAAAACCACAUAUUUUAGACAUGUGAAACUAUUGCUUUGAGUUUAAAAUGUAAAUGGAGUAAUGUGUAAAAUAUGUAAUAAAUUAUAUAAAAUUUUAUAUAUUAUAAAAGCACAGAAUUCAUGUAACACUGCACAUAAAAUUUGCUAAGCAUUUAACUAUUUUGCAGCUGGGAGUAAUCACAGCAAAGCACAAAAACUGAAAUAAAAUGUACACGUUAGAAGCCUUAGAGUUGCAUGACUUUGCAACUAAUGAAUUAACAUACAACUAACCUGACAAUGUCUCAGAUCAGUCAGAUGAAAAAUGGUUACAGCAUAUAGAUUUUGUAAGACUGUGAUUAAUACAGUUGGCCAUCUUUAAUAUUUAGUUGAAGAGCAGUAUAGUACCAAGAAUAGUGGUUUCAGUAUAAAGUGUCAGGUAGGAAACUAUGGAUAUUCCCUUCAGUUGUGUUGGACAACUACAUGACCCAUUUGUGGUUCCAAAUGAUGUUGUUGACAUUGGCGGAUUUAACCCUGUUAAGUUAUGUGGCAAUGAGGUCAGAUCCCUACUAAAAUUCCAAAUUGUACAUAAUAAUCCAUGUAAACCCUUCUUUGUUAUUCACAUGCUAUGUACCAACUUUUUCUAGAACAUUAAAGAUGGUUCCUGUCACAUAAUA
Messenger RNA from Schistocerca gregaria, 2963 nucleotides. RefSeq names its product nucleolar complex protein 4 homolog A-like. Bases 295 to 1800 code for a protein of 501 amino acids. The record is from RefSeq and is a predicted model, not a curated record. The transcript is spliced from 10 exons. NCBI's taxonomy places the organism in Eukaryota, Metazoa, Arthropoda, Insecta, Orthoptera, Acrididae. Gene Ontology annotation, cellular component: small-subunit processome; nucleolus; Noc4p-Nop14p complex. Gene Ontology annotation, biological process: ribosome biogenesis.